Molecule: messenger RNA, 2850 nt
Organism: Orycteropus afer afer
Lineage: Eukaryota; Metazoa; Chordata; Mammalia; Tubulidentata; Orycteropodidae
Gene: MORC3
Product: MORC family CW-type zinc finger 3
Cellular component (GO): nucleus; PML body
Molecular function (GO): zinc ion binding; ATP hydrolysis activity
Source: RefSeq, a predicted model, not a curated record
UCCUGGCUUUGUAGCUCGCUUAAGAUGGCGGCGCAGCCACCCAGCGGGAUCCGCCUCAGCGCGCUCUGCCCGAAGUUUUUACAUACAAAUUCUACUAGUCACACAUGGCCAUUCAGUGCAGUUGCUGAAUUGAUAGAUAAUGCUUAUGAUCCUGAUGUGAAUGCUAAACAGAUAUGGAUUGACAAAACAGUGAUAAAUGGCCAUAUAUGCUUGACAUUCACUGAUAAUGGGAAUGGUAUGACUUCAGAUAAAUUACAUAAAAUGCUAAGCUUUGGCUUCAGUGACAAAGUCACCAUGAAUGGUCAUGUCCCAGUUGGAUUAUAUGGGAAUGGCUUCAAGUCAGGUUCUAUGCGUUUGGGUAAAGAUGCAAUUGUUUUUACCAAAAAUGGAGAAAGCAUGAAUGUGGGCUUCUUGUCUCAGACCUACUUGGAAGUCAUUAAAGCAGAACAUGUUGUUGUCCCAAUAGUGUCAUUCAACAAUCACCGACAGAUGAUUAAUUUGACAGAAUCAAAAGCAAGCCUUGCUGCAAUUCUGGAACAUUCUCUGUUUUCUACGGAACAAAAAAUACUGGCAGAACUUGAUGCUAUUAUGGGUAAGAAGGGGACGAGGAUCAUCAUUUGGAAUCUUAGAAGUUACAAAAAUGGAGCAACAGAAUUUGAUUUUGAUAAGGAUAAAUAUGACAUCAGAAUUCCUGAGGAUUUAGAUGAGACAACAGGAAAGAAAGGGUACAAGAAGCAAGAAAGAAUGGACCAAAUUGCCCCUGAGAGUGACUAUUCCCUAAGGGCUUACUGCAGUAUAUUAUAUCUGAAGCCAAGAAUGCAGAUCAUCUUACGUGGACAGAAAGUGAAGACACAGCUAGUUUCAAAGAGUCUUGCCUACAUUGAACGUGAUGUCUAUCGACCCAAAUUUUUGACUAGAACAGUGAGAAUUACUUUUGGAUUCAACUGCAGAAAUAAAGAUCAUUACGGGAUAAUGAUGUAUCACCGGAAUAGACUCAUCAAAGCUUAUGAAAAAGUUGGAUGUCAGUUAAGGGCAAACAACAUGGGUGUUGGAGUAGUAGGAAUUAUAGAGUGUAAUUUCCUAAAGCCAACUCACAAUAAACAAGAUUUUGAUUAUACUAAUGAGUAUAGGCUUACAAUAACAGCACUAGGAGAUAAGCUUAAUGACUAUUGGAAUGAAAUGAAAGUGAAGAAAAACUCAGAAUAUCCUCUAAAUUUGCCAGUUGAAGAUAUACAGAAACGUCCUGAUCAGACUUGGGUUCAAUGUGAUUCCUGUCUAAAGUGGCGAAAAUUACCAGAUGGGAUAGAUCAGCUUCCUGAAAAAUGGUAUUGCUCCAAUAACCCUGACCCACAGUUCAGAAAUUGUGAUGUUCCAGAAGAACCUGAAGAUGAGGAUUUGGUGCAUCCUACUUAUGAAAAAACCUACAAAAAGAAAGACAAAGAAAAAUUCAGGAUCAGACAACCGGAAAUAAUUACUCGGAUUAAUGCUGAGCUGUUGUUUCGGCCAACCCCUGUUUCAAGUCAAAGCUUCUCUCCUGUGAAGGAAAGUGUUCCAAGAGGACAUCUUUCAGAAGUGGCCAAUACUUAUACAGCAAGACUUAUAAAUAAUAAUCGAGUUUCGCCCCAGUCUGAACCUGAGAGCAAUAGCCUGAAACGGCGACUUCCUGUUCGUUCUUCAAUUUUGAAUGCUAAGAAUCGAAGAUUGUCUAGCCAGACAUUUGAAAAUUCUACUUAUAAAGAUGAUGAUGAUGAAGAUGUCAUCAUCUUGGAAGAAAACAGUACUCCUAAACCUGCAGUAGAUCAUGAUAUUGAAGUGAAAUCAGAACAGAUUCACAUCGAGCAAAGUGGUGUUCAGGUCCAGAUUGUUCAUGAUAAUGAACCUUGUGGCCAGACUAGCUCAACUAGUACCUCAUCUUCUAGAUGUGAUCAGGGAACUACUGCGGCCACACAGACUGAAGUACCAAAUUUGGUGGUUAAAAAGGAAGAAACUGUUGAAGAUGAGAUAGAUGCAAGGAAUGACAAAGCUGCACUGGCAUCCUGUGGAGAAGCUGAAGUAAAGAUACAUGAAACCCAGGAACACUUUGAUAAAUCUGCAGGUGAUGCUGGCUGCCAGCUAAAUGAAGUGAGAAAUGAACUACUAAUAGUUACCCAAGAAAAAGAAAAUUAUAAAAGACAGUGCCAUACACUUACUGACCAGAUGAAAGUGUUACAACAGAGUAUACUAGAAAUGAAUGACAAAUAUGUGAAGAAGGAAAUUUGCCAUCAAUCUACUGAAACUGAUGCUGUAUUUUUACUUGAAAGUAUUAAUGGCAAAUCUGAAGGUUCAGAGUACAUAGCAUCUCAGUAUCAGCAAGCUUUAGAAGAAAUAGAAAGGCUGAAAAAACAAUGUACAGCUUUGCAACAUGUGAAGGCUGAAUGUAGUCAGUGUUCUAAUAGUGAGAAUAAAAGUGAAAUGGAUGACAUGGCUGUGCAACUUGAUGAUGUAUUUAGACAGCUGGACAAAUGCAGUAUUGAGAGGGACCAGUAUAAAAGUGAGGUUGAAUUAUUAGAAAUGGAAAAAUCACAAAUCCAUUUACAGUGUGAAGAACUAAAAACGGAAAUUGAACAAUUAAAAUCUGCAAGUCAACAGAUAGGAACAGUUUCAACUUCUAGUAACAGUAACAUUGAGGAGUCUAUAAAUUAUGCGGAUGGUGAAAGCCUCAAACUUCGAUCUCUCCGUGUUAAUGUGGGACAGCUGCUGGCUAUGAUUGUGCCUGAUCUAGAUCUUCAGCAAGUAAAUUAUGAUGUUGAUGUAGUUGAUGAGAUUUUAGGACAAGUUGUUGAACAAAUGAGUGAAAUCAGUAGUACUUAA